AUGCCCGCUCUAUCUCCCACCAUGACGGAGGGAAACAUUGCUACCUGGAAUGUCAAGGAGGGCCAGACCUUUAGCGCCGGAGACGUCCUUCUCGAGAUAGAGACGGACAAGGCCACCAUGGACGUCGAGGCCCAGGAGGACGGUAUCAUGAUGAAGAUUGUGCAACAGGACGGCUCCAAGGGAAUCCAGGUCGGUACGCGCAUCGCCGUCGUCGCCGAGGCUGGCGACGAUAUUGCCUCUCUCGAGCUCCCCCCCGACAGCAACAGUGCUCAGCAGCCCGACAGCGCCGCUUCCUCAUCAGCCUCUUCUAACAACAACAACAACAACAACAACAACGCUGGUACUGCUGCAUCUGCGCCCGUCGCCGAGAAGGGUGCCAACACCUCCGACGAAGCCCAGCCCGUGAGGUACCCUCUCUACCCUUCGGUCGAGAACAUCGUCAAGGCCAACGGCAUCUCCGAGGCCGACCUGGCCAAGAUCAAGCCCACCGGACCCGGAGGCCGUCUCCUCAAGGGCGACGUCCUCGCCUUCGUCGGUGCCAUCUCCCCCGGCACACCGGCCGCCAUCUCCUCUCGCUUCGACCAGCUCUCCCGCCUUGACCUCUCCAACAUCAAGAUUGCCGCCCCGAAGGAGAAGCCGGCAGCUGCUGCCGCUGCUCCCAAGGAGGACGUCAAGAAGGCAGCAGCUGCCGCCCCUCCCCCUCCCAUCCGGGUCGACCUCCCCGUCUCCCUCUCCAAGGUGGUCGAGGUCCAGAACAAGAUCCACGACACCCUGGGCGUCUUCCUCCCCCUCUCCACCUUCAUCGGCCGCGCCGCCGACGUCGCCAACGACCAACUCCCCCCCGCCGCCAGGCGCCAGCCCACCUCCGCCGAGCUGUUCGACCGGGUCCUCGGCCUGGACAAGGUCAAGAAGGCCUCGGCCGCCGCCGGCUCCAGGGGCACCUACCUCCCCCAGAUCUCCGUCGUCACCCCCGCCACCCCGCGCGUCGCUCCCGCCAGAAAAUCGGCUGAUUACGACGUCAUCGACCUGCUGGCCGGAAAGAAGCCCAGGAAGCCUACCGCCGUUGCCGGCUCCCCCUCCAUUCCCGCCACCGUUCCUGGGCUGUCUAGCGGCCCCAACGUCUUCAGCCUCGUCGUCCCUCCGGCUGAGGAGACGAGGGCAAAGGCUUUCCUCGAGAGGUGCAAGGUCAUCCUCGAGGAGGAGCCCGGAAGGCUCGUGCUUUGA
This is a messenger RNA of Geosmithia morbida, 1224 nucleotides long. RefSeq names its product e3 binding domain. Gene Ontology annotation, biological process: pyruvate decarboxylation to acetyl-CoA. Gene Ontology annotation, molecular function: dihydrolipoyllysine-residue acetyltransferase activity. Lineage: Eukaryota; Fungi; Ascomycota; Sordariomycetes; Hypocreales; Bionectriaceae. The record is from RefSeq and is a predicted model, not a curated record. Gene Ontology annotation, cellular component: pyruvate dehydrogenase complex. The transcript has a single exon. Bases 1 to 1224 code for a protein of 407 amino acids.